This is a messenger RNA of Lachancea lanzarotensis, 1092 nucleotides long. RefSeq names its product LALA0S01e05776g1_1 (gene CCL1). NCBI's taxonomy places the organism in Eukaryota, Fungi, Ascomycota, Saccharomycetes, Saccharomycetales, Saccharomycetaceae. Gene Ontology annotation, cellular component: nucleus; transcription factor TFIIK complex. Gene Ontology annotation, biological process: regulation of transcription by RNA polymerase II; DNA-templated transcription; regulation of cyclin-dependent protein serine/threonine kinase activity. Gene Ontology annotation, molecular function: cyclin-dependent protein serine/threonine kinase regulator activity. The transcript has a single exon. The record is from RefSeq and is a predicted model, not a curated record. The coding region runs from base 1 to 1092 and encodes 363 amino acids.
AUGACUGCAAAGGUAAAAGAAGAACCCAUUGGCGACAAGCCUGUUUCUUCUAGUCUGAGAAUUACCGAUGAUGAUCUUUAUCGGCAUUCAACACAGUACAGAAAUUGGUCUUUUACUCCUGAAAGGCUUGAUCAAAUCAGAACUGAAGUGAACGCCAGUGCUGGUUCUAAAGCAGAAAAAACGCUGAAGCAAUUUCUUGAAUCUCAUCCGGAGUUGUCCCGAGAGGAGGAAGAAGCUGUGGCCUCAAAAGCUGUUCCAGUGACUACUCACGAGGAGCUACUGCUUGUCAAUUACUUCGCACGCAUGAUCAUAUCAUUUGCAGGGAAAAUGAACCUGCCGACAGAAGUAGCUGCAACUGCCGUUGCAUUUUUCCGAAGAUUUUUCUUAUCAAACUCAGUAAUGGAUAUACCUCCCAAGGAGGUCUUCCAUACAACACUUUUCUUUGCAUGCAAAACGGAAAACUACUUUAUUGGCGUUGAAUCCUUUGCGAAAAAGGCUAAAACCACGACAGAUGCCAUUCUCAAACAUGAAUUUAAGCUCCUGGAGAGCCUUAAUUUCACUUUAAUGAACCAUCAUCCUUACAAAGCAUUACACGGAUUUUUUCUGGAUAUCCAAAACGUAUUGUCGGGUAGAGUUGACAUGAAAUAUAUGGGUCAAGUUUACACGAAUUGCAAGAAAAGCAUAUCGGAUGCAUUACUGACCGAUGCCGUUUAUUUUUAUACGCCUCCCCAGAUAACAUUGGCGAUUCUCUUGAUGGAAGACGAGGCUUUAAUGAUGCGUUAUAUGCAGCUCAAGUUUGGGCUUCAGCCAGACAAUGGUGAUGGGUCUGGACAAUCCUCACAGGACUCUGAACAGGUAUCAUCCAAUGGUAUAAAUGCUUCUAAGCUUCUGGAAGUAAUAAAGUCUUGCAGGUCAGUUAUAAACAAUAAAAUUAUCCCGGCUAAGGAUGAUGCUGUCAAGAUUACUGCCAAGAUACACUACUGCCAGAAUCCUAUGGCUGUUAUUGAUAGAUUGAAGAGGCAAAGGGAAAGUAGUAGUAUAGCCAGCACCCCGCAGCCGGUUGAAACUGAUUCAAAACGACAGAAAACUUGA